This is a messenger RNA of Andrographis paniculata, 932 nucleotides long. Its product is annotated as cyclin-dependent protein kinase inhibitor SMR6-like. The transcript has a single exon. Gene Ontology annotation, biological process: regulation of DNA endoreduplication. NCBI's taxonomy places the organism in Eukaryota, Viridiplantae, Streptophyta, Magnoliopsida, Lamiales, Acanthaceae. Bases 309 to 650 code for a protein of 113 amino acids. The record is from RefSeq and is a predicted model, not a curated record.
UCCUGCCAUGGCGGAAGGGUAGAAAUGGAAUUUCAUAUGAGGAAUAUGACGGCGGAUGUCCUGAUAAGGAAUUUUUCACGGGCCCAAUUUUUUUCCCCUCACGUCUUCCUCGGGUUCUUUCUUUCUCUCUCUAAUUUUUUUUUCACUCUUUCUCUCUCUACUGAAACAACAUUCAAACUCACUCUUCUUCUCAAAACCCCUUUUUGAAAACUUCUCCUCAAGAAUAAGAAUAUAUUCGCAAAAAAGACUGUCCCUUUGGCGGUGUAUUUAAACACGGCCGUGUCGGAGGAAUUAACUUCACGAUAAUAAUGGAAGGGAACACGGUGGCCGUCGCCGGAAUUAGAGUGCUGGCGCCGCUGAAGCCGAUUUUGACGGCGAAGCCGCCGGAGAUGGAGAAGCGGGAGGCGGAGGAGGACGACGAUGAUUACUACUGCUCGUCGACGACGACGACGCCGACCUCGGCAGGGUCGAGAAUCCCGAGCAGGAUCCUGCAAUGCCCGCCGGCGCCGAAGAAGCGGAAGUCGGCGCCGGCGCCGACGACGACGAGAUGCCUCUACGGCGGAUCGCCGGCGGCGGUCGUUAAGGAGUUCUUCAAUCCGCCGGACUUGGAAACGAUCUUCACACGCCGCGCCGCGCCGGGACUCAUUUAAUUAAAAAAACCAUAGCUUCUGUACCAUACUGUAUUAAUUAAUUAUUCCCCAAUUAGAUUAGCUGCUUCCCGCCCGCCAUUGUCGUCGUCUUCAUCUUCAUCUUCAUCUUCAUCGUAGCUAUAUAUAUAUAUAAUUAAUUUUAGCUUGAUUAUAAAAAACCUCACUGCUUUAAUUUGUUUGUAGUUUAAUUUUCUUAUAUAUAUAUAUAUGUAAAACUGAAUCUUGAUUAUUGAUGUAUUAUAUUCUCAUGUACAUGGAUUAAUUAAUCUUCGUGUUCUUGAA